Molecule: messenger RNA, 3138 nt
Organism: Triticum urartu
Lineage: Eukaryota; Viridiplantae; Streptophyta; Magnoliopsida; Poales; Poaceae
Molecular function (GO): protein binding
Source: RefSeq, a predicted model, not a curated record
AUGCCCGUCGCGCCGGACACCUACACCUACAACACCGUGCUCAUGGGCCUCUGCGGCGCCCGGCAGUGGGGGGACGCCGAGGAGCUCAUGGCGGAGAUGGUCAGGAACCAUUGCCCUCCCAACGAGGUGACGUUCGCCACGCAGAUCCGCGCUUUCUGCCAGAACGGGCUGCUCGACCGCGCCCUUCAGCUGCUCGACCGGAUGCCCGGGUACGGAUGCACGCCUGAUGUUGUCAUUUACAGCACCCUGGUGAACGGGUUCUCGGAGCAAGGGCGUGUGGACGACGCCAUCGAGCUGCUCAGCGGCAUGCUCUGCAAGCCCAACACUGUUUGUUACAAUGCCGCGCUGAAAGGUUUGUGCAUCGCUCAGCGCUGGGAGGAUGUCGGAGGGCUGAUUGCUGACAUGGUUACGAAAGACUGCCUGCCGAAUGAAGCGACAUUCAGCAUGCUAACCAGUUGCUUGUGCCAGAAUGGGCUGGUUGACUGUGCAAUGGAAGUUCUUGAGCACAUGCACAAGUAUGGAUGCAGACCCGAUGUUGUCAUUUACAACACGCUGAUCUAUUCCUUUUCGGAACAAGGGCGUGUGGAGGACGCGCUCAAGUUACUAAACAGCAUGCCAUGCAGUCCUGACGUCAUUAGCUUUAAUGCCGCGUUGAAGGGUUUAUGCAGAGCUGAGCGAUGGGAUGAUGCCGAGGAUCUUAUAGGGAAGAUGCUUAGGGAGGAUUGUCCCUUAAUUGAAAUGACUUUCAAUAUACUCAUUGAUUCGUUGUGCCAGAGUGGCCGGGUAAACUACGCAAUUGAAGUGUUUGAGCAAAUGCCAAACUUUGGAUGCACACCUGAUAUUGUCACAUACAGUAGCCUUAUUAAUGGCCUUUCUGAACAAGGGCUUGUCGAAUCAGCCAUUGAGUUGUUUCAAAGCAUGCCAUGCAAGCCUGAUAUCUUUGGCUACAAUGCUGUGCUGAAGGGUUUGUGCAAAGCUGCGCGAUGGGAGGAUGCUGGGGAGCUUAUAUCUAAGAUGGCUAGAAAGGAUUGCCCCCCAAAUGAAAUCACAUUUAAUAUACUGAUCAAUUCCCUGUGCCAGAAGGGGCUCGUUGAUCGUGCAAUCGAGGUGUUCGAGCAAAUGCCAAAGUACGGAAGUACACCUGAUAUUUUCACAUACAAUGCCCUUAUCAAUGGCUUUUCUGAACAAGGCCGUCUCGAUGAUGCCCGCAAGAUAUUAAGCACUAUGUCAUGCAAGCCUGAUGCCGUGUCCUAUAAUUCUGCAUUGAAGGGUUUAUGCAGAGCUGAACGAUGGAAGGAAGCAGAGGAGGUUGUCGCUGAGAUGCUUAGAAAGAAGUGCCCUCCAAAUGAAGUAACAUUCAAGUAUGCUAAUCGAUUAUUUGUACCAAACAGGGUAACUUGAGUCAACCUUUUGAAUAUAUUAAGAAAAUGCCAAUCCUGAAGUUACGUUUUGCCAUCUACGCUUCCCCUGCCAAAGACGAUUUUGUAAGCAAGAACCUGAAGGAUGCCCUGAGUUAUGAAUCAGUGCACUUGUGCAGGCCUGCCACAGUCUGCUCUUGUGCUUCAUCAAAGGAUUUGUGUACAAAUGAGCAACAGGAUAAUGCCAGAGUUUCUGGUUGAGAUCAGCGCGAGAGGGCAAGCCAAAAAAGGCCUCUUUUGGUUAGGCUAGAAUUAGCCAGGAUCGUGGCUCGAUCCAUGCUCGUGACAGAAAACAUGAGGUGGGCAACGGAGGCGGUGGAGGCCUACAUCUCUCUGGCAAACUUUUCAUUUCUCCUCUUUCUGCAACUUGCACAGCCGAACUGAGACAACUGUGCCCCCACCUACUUCUCUGCGUACAUGACCUCCGGUGGCAACGACAACUGUGACUUGGUUCUCUCCUAUAUUGCAUCUACUGCUAGCAGGAGGGAGCUUCUUGAUUAAGGAACAAAAUAUAUUUUGUCGUAAGGAGAAAAUUCAGUUGCAACAACUAAUUAUUUGUCAGUUACCAAGUGUGCUCAGAUGUUCUAUUCUAUCUGAAAUGGUUGAAAAUUUUGAAAAGCAUUGUACUUCUGAGUAAUUCUGAAAAUUCAUGGUUUCAUUCAUAUCUGGGUGAUUCUGCUCAUGUACCUUUUCCAUGGGAAUUCUGGAUGAUCUAUAUGUGUUAGAAUCCAAAUAGCUGCUCGGUCAGCUUCUGAAGAUGGGAAGUUCAGAGUUCAAGCAAACAAAGGCCAUGUAAGCCUGGUAUUUUUUGUUUCAGUGCUGUGGCAAAGGGUUUGUGCAGAGCUGCGCGAUGGGAGGAAGCUGGGGAGCUGAUAUCCGAGAUGGCCAGAAAGGAUUGUCCGCCAAAUGAAGUGACAUCAAUAUACUAAUCAAUUCCUUGUGCCAAAAAGGGCUUGUCGAUUGUGCAAUCUAGGUGCUCGAGCAAAUGCCAAAGCUGUCCGGAUGAUGCCCGCAAGUUAUUAAGCACUAUGUCGUGCAAGCCUGGUGCCGUUUCCUAUAAUUCUACAUUGAAGGGUUCAUGUAGAGCUGAACGAUGGAAGGAAGCAGAGGAGGUUGUGGAUAUGCUUAGAAAGAAGUGCCCUCUAAAGGAAGUAACAUUCAAUUAUGCUACUCAAUUGUUUAUACCAACCAGGUUAAUUUGAGUCAACCUUUGAAAUCUCUUGAGAAAAUGCCAAUAAUAUAAAGUUAUGCUUGGUCAUCUACACUGCCCCCGCGAAGGGCGCUUUUGUAAGCAAGAGUCUGAAGGAUGCCCCGAGUUAUGAAUCAGCGCACUUGUGCAGGCCUGCCACAGUUCGCUCUUAUGCUUCAAAGGAUUUGUGUAGAAAUGAGCAACAUGUAAAUGCCAGAGUUUCUGGUUGAGAUCAGCGCCGGGAGGGUAAUCCAAAUAAGGCCUCUUUUGGUUAGGCUGGAUAUAGCCAGGAUCAUGGCCUGAUCCACGCCAGUGACACAAAACGUGAUGUAGGCAACCGGAUGAGAUAUUGCAACUACUACUAGCUGGAGGGAGCUUGUUGAUUAAGGAAUGUACUAUAUUUUGUUGUAAGGAGAAAAGUCAGUUGCAACAAAGAAUUAUUUGAUUUUCUGUCAGUUACCAAGUGAUCUCAGAUGUUUUGUUCUGUCUGAAAUGGUUGAAAUAUUUAAAAAGCAUUGUACUUCUGAGUAA